Messenger RNA from Notechis scutatus (mainland tiger snake), 4836 nucleotides. It is a transcript of the gene ABI2, whose product is annotated as abl interactor 2. The record is from RefSeq and is a predicted model, not a curated record. Gene Ontology annotation, cellular component: lamellipodium; actin-based cell projection; SCAR complex. Gene Ontology annotation, biological process: neuron migration. Lineage: Eukaryota; Metazoa; Chordata; Lepidosauria; Squamata; Elapidae. Gene Ontology annotation, molecular function: signaling adaptor activity; SH3 domain binding.
GAACCCCGCGGCCAGCGGCGGGGGUUAGCGAGCGCUGAGUGAGCGGCGGAGGACGCGGACCUAACUGCUGCAGGCGUUGUGGACAAAAGGCGGGACGCCUGGGUUUUGGGGAGUAGUGGGGGUGGAAAGGAGGGAACAGAAGGGCGGGGCUGAGCGCGCACGCGCGAGGAUGUGAAAAUGGCGGAGCUGCAGAUGCUGCUGGAGGAGGAGAUCCCGGGAGGGCGCCGGGCCCUUUUCGACAGCUACACCAACCUCGAACGGGUGGCCGAAUACUGCGAGACCAACUACAUCCAGUCACCAGAUAAACAACGGGCUCUAGAAGAAACCAAAGCAUACACUACUCAGUCCUUAGCUAGUGUAGCCUAUCUGAUCAACACUUUGGCAAAUAAUGUUCUCCAAAUGCUGGAUAUCCAGGCAUCCCAGCUUAGGCGAAUGGAAUCGUCAAUCAACCACAUUUCCCAAACAGUUGAUAUACACAAGGAAAAAGUGGCUAGAAGAGAAAUUGGCAUCUUGACUACAAACAAAAACACUUCAAGAACUCACAAGAUCAUUGCACCAGCCAACUUGGAGCGACCUGUUCGUUAUAUCAGGAAACCUAUUGAUUAUACAAUUCUUGAUGAUAUUGGACAUGGGGUAAAGGUUAGCACGCAGAAUAUGAAAAUGGGUGGUCUGCCUCGUACCACACCACCCACACAGAAACCGCCCAGUCCACCAAUGUCAGGGAAAGGAACUAUUGGGCGUCACUCUCCCUAUCGCACACUGGAGCCAGUGCGUCCUCCAGUGGUACCAAAUGACUAUGUACCUAGCCCUACCCGUAAUAUCGCUCCCUCGCAGCAGAGCCCUGUUAGAACAGCUUCUGUGAAUCAGAGGAAUCGCACUUACAGCAGCAGUGGAAGCAGUGGAGGUAGCCACCCCAGCAGUAGGAGCAGCAGUCGAGAGAACAGUGGGAGUGGAAGUGUCGGCGUCCCUAUUGCUGUCCCUACUCCAUCCCCUCCCAGCGUGUAUCCAGCCCCUGCCAGUUCUGCUGGUACUUCUCCUCUUCCUGCUACUUCUGCCUCUGCUUCUGCCCCUCUCACUCCUGCUACUGCCCCAUCCUCUGCUACCCCAGAUGUUGCUGCUGCUGCAGGGGUUCAGCCCCUUGCUGAUGGCUUCACUUCUCCAACUCCCCCUGCUGCCUCUUCCAAUCCCUCUUCAGGUCAUCCUGUUCAGUUCUACAGCAUGAACAGACCUGCUACUCGGCACACACCUCCAACAAUAGGGGGCUCUUUGCCAUAUAGGCGCCCUCCAUCCAUCACUUCACAGAACAGCCUUCAAAGCCAGGUCAACGGAGGACCGUUUUAUAGCCAGAAUCCAGUGUCUCUUGCACCACCUCCUCCCUCCAUCCUACAAGUAACUCCUCAGUUACCAUUAAUGGGAUUUGUGGCCAGAGUUCAGGAAAACAUUUCAGACACACCUCCCCCUCCACCCCCAGUAGAUGAAGCUGUUUUUGAUGAAUCUCCACCGCCACCCCCUCCUCCAGAGGAUUAUGAAGAAGAAGCAGCUGUGGUGGAAUACAGUGAUCCUUAUGCUGAAGAGGAUCCACCAUGGGCACCAAGGACCUAUUUGGAGAAAGUUGUGGCAAUUUAUGAUUACACUAAAGACAAGGAAGAUGAACUUUCCUUUCAGGAAGGUGCCAUCAUCUACGUCAUUAAGAAAAAUGAUGAUGGAUGGUAUGAAGGUGUGAUGAAUGGAGUAACUGGACUCUUCCCUGGAAACUAUGUAGAGUCCAUCAUGCACUACUCAGAAUGAAGACCAUUAUGGCGAGACAGAACCAAGAGAUUGUUGAGCUGCCCAGGUCCCAUAGGCAGCUUGGGGGGCACCUGGGCACCUGAAGGAAGGAUCAUUAUACAAAACCACUCCUCUUUCCUUUUUAUAAAAUGGUGAUUUGAAUUAUUUUGAAGAAUGGCUCUUCCAUUUGCCAGCAGCGACCAAACUGAAUGACCAAUAUUAAUGAGCUGACUGAUCAACAUGUAGAUAUAGAGAUGUAAUGAACUUGCCAGUAAAGGGAUCCAUUACUCAAAUUGAGACUCAUUCAGUCAAAAUAUGGGAUUUUUUUUCCCCUCAGGAAUACCAUGGGGCAUGGUAUUGGGGCAUCUUGGAUGUUAGUGCUGGUCUGCCAUCUCUUUCCCCCUCCUUAUUCUGCACAUAUUACUGUUGAAUAUGUGUUAUUGUAGUGGCAAACAUUCUGAGAUUACACACCAGCUUGGUUCCUUGCAUCUCUAAUACAGCAAUUCUGCAAUUGUUUCACACUUAUAGCUUGAUCUAGGCUUGUAAGGAGCUGUUUCAUUUCUUCUUACAGACAGAGAUAAUCUCCCAAUAUAUUGAGACUUCCAAGUCAUAAACUGGGCCUCUUUUGUAUCAUUCAGUUAUUUUUAAGAUGUUGGACUAAAGAUAAUGAAGGAUGAUAAAGCUUGACAUUUUAGAAAUGGCCUCUGUCCUUCUUAUAUAGCAGCCCUAUUCAGCCCUCAGUAUGCAAAAUAUUUAUGAAAUGGUUAAACCUGCCCUCUUGAUAGUGUUCAAAAAUGCUUUCAGUCAGGCUUUAGCCCUGAUUGUUGUUACAAAGGCUGACAGCAGUCUUCUAAAAUUACCUCAUGUUUCAUAAUUUGGGAGUUAGAAAGGGACAUGUAUUUUAUAGAGAAAGGCUUUGAAUUGAUUAGCCUGCUUCAGUUAACUAUAGCCUGUCCAACUCAGAAUAAGUGUGUACUAUGAGACUGGCCAUUUGUUCUAUUUCAGAUUUUGAUACAUACCAUAAGGGAAUUGUGAAACCAGACAAAUAUUGCCCAAAGAUUUCCAAGGGCUGUUGGUUUUCUUUGAAUGCUAAUUUAAAACUGGCAAAAGUAUAAGCUGCUUUUUCUCCCACCAGUAAAUAUAUGGGUGAUUUUCCAACAUGGGAAUGAAAAUCUACUAUAAUGUCUGUAGGCACUUUAGCAACAAGCUAGAGGAUAUCACAGUAUGUUUAUUUUUGUUAUCCAGCAAUCAUGGAGCUAUCAGAAUCGGGCAUGAAGUGAGGGGGAAGGUGUGAACUCUUUUCUAUACUGUAGACCACAGUUCUUAUGAAACUUGCUUUUGCUUAGCUGCUGAUAGCAGCUGAAUUGGGGGGAUUAUAAGAAGGACCAGAAGGGUUUUAUAUUAGCUCCGUAGUGUAUUGUGAGAAGUUAAGUUUAUAUGCCACAAUCCCAGUCCAAUUCUUCGCUGCUGAUUAACAUAAUAAAAGUUUUCCCAUAUACAAGAAUAAGAUAUUUCUUUUUAAGGCAUUGCAAGCAUUUCAUACUUCUUACUCUUAGUUGGUUUUCUGGGUAUAUUGUUCAAUAUAUUGUUCAGUAAUCAUGUGCUUGGAAUACUGAUUGUAGUGGUCAGCCUUCCUUUCUCACAUAAGCUAGCCAUGAAUUUACUAAACAUUUUCUGAGUAACACAGAUUAUGUUGGUAUAGCUUCCUAUGUUGCUUGUUUGUGCCAUUAAUAAACUCAGGUGCUACAAAAAGUCAUUAACUUUGCAUCAAUUGUUGUAGCUCCCAUUAGUAGGACUGCUAAUGAGAUCCAGGUUCCUUCAAAGAUUACUGUUUCAAAGCUUGAGACCCAUUGUGAUGUCACUGGCACCCCCCCCCCCAAAAAAGAUAAAAGCUGCUUCUCCUUUUUAAUGAUGUUAAUAUUGCAGAGGUACAGAGGAGUUCAGUUGCAUUCUGGGACCAUCAGUUUGCCUUUACUGGCGCAACCCCCCCCCCCCCCAAACAGAUGCCAGUGCUUAUAGUAUAAAGAUCACUUGAGGACUGGCUUGUUUGAAGGCAUCCAGAUUUGAUUUGUCUAAGAGGGAUGGGUAAAGCUGGAUAUAUCUGUAGAUGAUGGAAUACUGGAGCCAGCUUCUUGCAUAAACACUAGAUCUCCAAUUGAGAGUAUGAGUUAUGAGAGCCUGAUCUGUUAGGACAAAGGGUAGAUUUCUACAAAGGACCAAGCAUGAUGGGUAUGCACAUAGCUUUUACUGUGUAAUAUCUUAAUGUGUGGUGUAAUAGUAUACAGUCUUGAGACACAACUUACUAUAUGAAGAUGGGAAUGCAGCCUCCAUCAAUAUGCUUAUUUUAAGUGGCUGCCACUGCUCCAUGGGGACCCAGGUAAGAUAAGACUCUGCUCUGAGAAGUUGAAAAUGCAACUGUAGUACUUGUUUGGAGUUUUGGAGUAGGAUUCUGCUUCAAAUAUCAUUCAUCAGUGGCGCCCUGCUUUCUCCUGAGUUUUGCAGAGCCUGCCAAGAGGGUGAACAAAAGAGAUCAGGGAUUGUUCUGGACAAAUUUUGUGGAGUUACUUGGGCUCAGUUCUGAAAAACUAAGCAAAGUUAACAUUUGCCCAUUUAAACAUAUUGGGUGUUGUGCCUGCAGUCUAUGAACUGUGUUGCAAACAAUUUCUUUAGAAUGGAAAACCUGAGCCACAGCUGAUUAGGAAAGCAACAAGCUGGAGGAUAUACAGAACACAGCUUAUUCAAAUUUCCUCCCAAUUUUUCAUAUUCUGCUUUUUUGCCAUUAUUGAUGCAGUUAUUGUCUGGUACCAUGCUUUUUAUGGUUUCAUCAACUUCUGCAGAGUGCUUUGCCCACCACCAUAGUCUUAUUUUCUUUUUUCAGAAACAGAUUGCCUUAACAAUCCUUCACAUGUGGUGUCUUUCUCUGCUGUUCUGGGAAAUUGUAGAAAAGACUGCUGUUACGCCUGGAGCUCUGAUGUUGAAAAGUCAGUAAUGUGAAGUCUUAACUCUGUCCCUUUGCAAGACCUAAACCACCAAAUUUUAUUCCUAGAACAAAUAGAAGUUGGAUGAUGA